This is a messenger RNA of Musca domestica (house fly), 491 nucleotides long. Its product is annotated as vasotab-TY3-like. The record is from RefSeq and is a predicted model, not a curated record. NCBI's taxonomy places the organism in Eukaryota, Metazoa, Arthropoda, Insecta, Diptera, Muscidae. The transcript has 2 exons. Bases 95 to 364 code for a protein of 89 amino acids.
CAGCUUUGAUUCCUUGUGAAAAUUGCUAUAAAAGACGGCUAAAACUCCAUGUUUUACAUCAGUAACCUUAUAACCUUCCAAUCAAGUAAAGAAAAUGCAUUUAAUCACAUUUGUCGUUGUUUUGGUAUUGGCUCUCACCCUCUACCCCUACACUGCCGAGGCUCAAAAUUGUGCAACCAUUUGUCGUGAAACUGGCGGUCCAGUUUGCGGUAGUUUACGUCGUGGCAGACAAGAAUUAAAAUGUACCUUCAGGAAUUUCUGUAGACUUCAGAAACGUCGCUGUGCCACACGAGAAGAAUGGAGUGCCUUACUUGGACGUUGUACCCGUGACUCGCUUGAAUGUCGCAGAAUCGGAGGUCGCUAAAUUUUAUUUGAUGUGAAAUAUAUACAACACGUAAUUGACAUUGUAAUAUAACGUUGAUAUUGAAGUUAUUUUUUUUUUAAUUUGUGAAACUUUAAUAAUAAUAACUUAAUUCAUCAAAAGCUAUUAA